Quercus lobata is the source of this 1565-nucleotide messenger RNA. Its product is annotated as F-box/kelch-repeat protein At3g23880-like. The record is from RefSeq and is a predicted model, not a curated record. Lineage: Eukaryota; Viridiplantae; Streptophyta; Magnoliopsida; Fagales; Fagaceae. The transcript is spliced from 2 exons. Bases 154 to 891 code for a protein of 245 amino acids.
AACCUCCCACAACCAAACCACGGUCUCAACCUCGACAUCGUCGGUUCCUCCUCCGAUGGUCUCCUCUGUCUCUGUUUCGCAAGCACCAUCUACCUCUGGGACCCCACCACGUCAUCAGUGCUCGAGCCUCUCCCUCCUAUAACCCCUCGCGAAAUGGUCAAUGUCGAUUUCCACAGUGUUGGGUUCGGAUUCGAUUCCACAUCCAAUGACUUCAAGGUCGUGAGGCUUCUCAAUGUUCAUUUCAGGUCCGCGACCAAUUUGCUUCAUAUAAGUCAAGAAGCGGAAGUGUAUAGCGUCAGCAGUGGUUCGUGGAGGCAGCUGGAUCCUCAGGUUGCUCGCGUGCCUUAUGGGAUUCAUACACAGUCGAGGGUCACAAUGUACUUGGAUGGAAACUUUUUCUGGUGCGCGACCCCGCUUCCAUUAGAUAAUAAUGAGGAUGAGAAGAUUGUUCGCUUCGACUUUGCUAGGGAGGUAUUCAAGUCUACUUCAUUUCCGGACGCUUGUGUUAUUGGGGAUUACUCCAGUUGGAAGACGACUCUCACCGCGUUGAACGGGUCUAUUGCUAUGCUGGUUUAUCCUUUUGGGAAGGAGGUGGAGAUGUUGUGUUUUGAUAUAUGGGUUUUGUUUGAAUUUGGUGUUAGGGAGUCGUGGACUAAGCUUAUUAGAAUUGGACCCUCUUUGGAUUUGGAAAGGCCAUUGGGAUUUUGGGGGUAUGGAAAGAUGUUUAUGGAGAGCAAAGAAGGGCAGCUGGUCUUGUAUGAUCCUUCUACAAACACAGGCAAGAUUUUUCCAUUUGAUGGGCUUAAGGGAUCGUUACAAGUUGCUCUCUACACUGAGUUUUGGGAAAAAAACGAGGACGAUGGUGAAGACCAUGAGGAAGUGAAUCAAUGAGGUGUGCAAGGAGUGUUACUGGACAUCAUCAUGGUGAUAUUAUAUUUUGAUUCAGGCUUCAUUCUUUGGUAAUAUAAUAAAGAGUUACACCUAGAGUGCUAAUUAGAGCUGCUUUCAGUAUAUGGUAUUAGUUGUACCUGUUUGUCUGAAUGAUUUUCUGUUGCCUAGCUAAGAUUGGAGGAGCACUAUUGAAAGUAUUUCCUAUCCUUGUAUAGUUUAUACUAAUCUUAAGCAUCCUUCCCAUCCCCUUGAAAUUUCAUUGUUUGUUUGUUGGGAUUCUUUUUAUUUCUCCCUGUUUCUUUAUGUUUUUUGUUUUGCUUAAGCAUGAGCAAGAUAAUAGUAUAGAGAAAACCGUUUGCUUUUUUGUGGUCUGCCACAUGAAGCAAUGAUUAUUUUGUACAUUGGAUAUUUGCAUAAUCCCUCUGACAAUAUGUACGCUCUGAUGGAAUCCACAUGAUAUAAGAGGGAAUAUGCAUAUGUCAAUUACAUGGUACCUUCCUUCUCCAUAGGAAGGGUGGUUUCAAUGCAACGGAAAGAAUUCUUUUCCUUUCCAUUGCACUAUCUGCCUAAAAACUCUAAAGAGCUAAUGAGCAUAGGGGGAGCAAAGUAUGGACAAGUUUGGAUGCAGAGAAUCUACGAUAUCAUAUGCUAGAAUUGACUAAUGAAUUUGAAUU